AUGGAUUAUCAGAACCGCGCCGGUUCCAAGUUUGGCGGCGGUGGUGUCGCAUCCCACAGCGCGACCAACGCCGACCGACGUGAGCGUCUGCGCAAACUCGCCCUUGAGACCAUCGACCUAGACAAGGACCCUUACUUCUUCAAGAACCAUGUUGGAUCAUUCGAGUGCAGACUCUGUUUGACAGUUCAUCAAAACGACGGUAGCUAUCUCGCUCACACGCAAGGCAAGAAGCAUCAGACGAACCUCGCGCGACGUGCAGCCAAGGAGCAGAAGGAAGGAAAGGGUCAGAUUGAUCCACAAACAGGUCUUCCUGUAGGUGUCGUGGGCGCCGGUUUUGCCGCACUUGGCUUGGGUGGCGCGAAGCGGAAUGUCGUCAAGAUUGGACGGCCUGGCUACAAAAUCACAAAGGUCAGGGACCCAGUCACGCGGCAACAAGGACUUCUAUUUCAGCUGCAGUACCCAGAGAUCAGCAGCGACGUCACACCAAAGGUCCGCUUCAUGAGUGCAUUCGAGCAGCGCGUCGAGGAGCCACCGGACAAGAACUUCCAGUACAUGCUGGUGGCAGCCGAGCCGUACGAGACCUGCGCAUUCAAGCUACAGGCUAGAGAGGUGGACAGAUCUGGCGAGCGCUACUGGACAUGGUGGGACAAGGACCUGAAGGAGUUCUGGGUUCAAGUCAUGUUCCUCACGGAGCGCGAGGAGAGGUACGCCGGUGUGCCUGGAUUGCCUGGACGAAGAUAA
Molecule: messenger RNA, 741 nt
Organism: Pestalotiopsis fici W106-1
Lineage: Eukaryota; Fungi; Ascomycota; Sordariomycetes; Amphisphaeriales; Sporocadaceae
Exons: 1
Coding region: 1-741 (246 amino acids)
Biological process (GO): spliceosomal complex assembly
Cellular component (GO): U2 snRNP; catalytic step 2 spliceosome; nucleus
Molecular function (GO): zinc ion binding; nucleic acid binding
Source: RefSeq, a predicted model, not a curated record